Aspergillus novofumigatus IBT 16806 is the source of this 1396-nucleotide messenger RNA. Its product is annotated as SUR7/PalI family protein. The record is from RefSeq and is a predicted model, not a curated record. Gene Ontology annotation, biological process: fungal-type cell wall organization. Bases 164 to 988 code for a protein of 274 amino acids. The transcript is spliced from 3 exons. Lineage: Eukaryota; Fungi; Ascomycota; Eurotiomycetes; Eurotiales; Aspergillaceae. Gene Ontology annotation, cellular component: plasma membrane; cell cortex of cell tip.
UGUUGAUCUGCCAUCGCCAGGAAUGAUCUCCUUGCUCGAGCUCUGAGAAGAGAGUCUAUACAAAAUGAAACAGGUCGUCCCUCGUCCUCGGCUGUCAGACAGUACAGCCGUUGAUCAAUUCCCUCUUUGACACUGAGUUAAGAACGCAAAGCUAGUCAUUGAAAUGGCUCGACUGUUGAUCUUCCUACCUACCGUGUGCGCGUUCAUCGCCUUCAUACUGAGCAUAUUAUGUCUUUUUGCAGGGACAAAGAAGGAUGUCCUCUCGGGGGCGGAUAUUCUCACCAUCUACACGUCUACAUUAGCAGCGAAGAAACCGGGAAUGCACGAUUUCUACUCAAUACACGUUAUGUCCUACUGCGAAGGCUUCCUUGACCUCAACGAGACUGGACAACGAAAGAACCUGACGGGUUGCUCGGACCGUACCGCGCUCUUCUCAUUCAACCCGUCCGAAGUGCUGCUGAAGGAAACGGGAAAUACUACUUCGCUGGCGGACAUGGGAUGGCCAACCGCGGUCAGCGACGAUUUCCGCGCCUUCAGGAUCACCAGCAAGAGUAUGGGAGUCUUCUACUGCAUUGGAGUAGGGACUGCCGGUCUGGUCAUUCUGGCGAGAUUGUGGUUCCUUCUAGUCAAGGGACCACGACAGACAAUUGCCGAGGUGUCAGGUCUUCUGAUCAGUUUCACCAGCCUUAGCAUUGCCUCGAUAGUCGCAACCGUGAUCGCAUUCCAAUUCGUCAACCUCGUCAACUACCACGGCAAACACUCGGGCGUGACCGCCAGAUAUGGCAACCAAUUUCUAGGCAUGACAUGGGCGUCUGUCGGGCUGUCGCUCGUCGGCGGGAUCGCGAGUCUGCUGUUUGUCCUCGUCGACCGUUCCCGACCUGAUCCGAGACCCGAACCCGAGGCGGAGGCCGAAAACGAGCCCAAGGAGCGGAUCCUGUAUCGUGAGGAGGAUUCGGAUUCGGUGAAGACCAAAGUGAACACGGAUUGAUGAAAGAGGGAAAGCCAGGGGUAAUGGAGCAGUGGAUUUCGAUCGGUUACGGUGGUGAGAGAACGGAAGAGAAUUGUAGGGAAAUGAGUUAUGGAAAGGAAGAGAAACGAAGUGAGGCCAGGAACGGAGGAAUGUGCAAAUAGUAUUCGUUGGAUAUAGCUUUGAUGACCCACUGGAAGCGCCAUUCUAUUCAAUUCUAAUGCCUAGCACUACCUGUAGCCGUCAUGGUGGACCAUAGAGAGCCCUGGGGCUUCAGGCUCAGCCCGUCAAGGCACACAGAGCGAGCAGAAUGAUUGGGUCUUGCGGGAGUUGGCGACGUCAUAAGUGGACCCCGAUGGGAUCAACGUCGAAUGACUUGAACAACGACCACUUCGUAAUGUCUCUUCUCUAUCGAGGAGGGAGUGAGUG